UUGAUCUAACGGCCAUUAUUACUCUCUUUCUUGAUACUUCACUUUCUUCAGUCUUGACUCUUGAGUGUACUUACCGACUAAACUCCUUUCCCUUUCUCCCCAAAUCGUUUGAGGCAUUUUGGUUCUACGUAAAUUGCUCAUUUGCUACUCAGUAUGGCUUACAUUCCUCCACACAAAAGGCAUUCCAAGGACUCGGAGAAACCAUCCCCGACACCCGAAUCACUCGUUCCUCAAUUCAAGAGAAAUCUAAGGCCAUUUGGGAAUAAAUCUCAUGAGGAAAGGAAAAAAGAUAAGGGUAAAAUAGUAUACGCGAACGAUGCAAUCACUAGAUGGUUCGCAGUUGGAUUGGCUGAUCAUACCCAGUUUCCUUCUGCUUUACGUCUCGAGCCACUUUCCUUGCAAGCCGUCGGGCGGAAAUUCGGAGAAAAACCUCUCUCUUUAGUGCUCGACGAUCAACUUCAAAAAGAUAAUAAUGAAGGUGAAGCGUUGUUCUUGGACAGCCCGUGGGUUAUUGUUACUGGAAAUGUGCUGAAAGAGCUGCUUUCCUCUUUCCAACAUGUGAAGGAGGAGAUAGAGACUCAAAACUUUGAAGAAGUAAAGCCAACCCUGGUUGCCCGGUUUGGAAAAGUUCUAUUUCAUGGGUUAGUAAUCUUACUUUUAUGGGUUGAACGCCUCAUUUAUGGUGCUGAUCAUAUUCUUGGUCUUGUUUCUGUUUGA
Molecule: messenger RNA, 717 nt
Organism: Ilex paraguariensis (yerba mate)
Lineage: Eukaryota; Viridiplantae; Streptophyta; Magnoliopsida; Aquifoliales; Aquifoliaceae
Source: the annotation of a GenBank genome assembly